AAUGAGUAUUUUUUAAUGAUAAUAUCUACCAAAUUCACUUUGUUACAGGAUCGCAGUAGUGCGUAUGACACAAUGAAGUUUACUAACUUUGAGUCACAAUUGAUGGACAUAAUGAGGACCACGACUAUGGACCAGGCAGACCAAAUAAAAGCCAGGAAUUUCAGACAGCUGUUGGCUGGCAAAGUCCACCAUUUCUUGUUCAAUGAGGACAUCCCUCUCACAGAGGAGUGCAAUCUAGACCAGACGGUUCCCAGCUUGGGCUCUCCUGUCAACACAUCACCAGGUUGUGAACGCGUUGAACGAUUCUCGCGAAAAGUGUUUGUGGGCGGUCUACCACCCGAUAUAGAUGAAGAGGAGAUAACCCUAGCCUUCCGUAGAUUUGGGCCUGUAGUUGUAGAUUGGCCGCACAAAGCUGAGAGCAAAUCCUACUUUCCACCAAAAGGCUACUCUUUCCUGCUGUUCCAAGACGAGGUUUCCGUCCAGAGCCUCAUAGAGGCGUGCAUUGUAGAUGAUGACAAGUUGUAUUGGUGCGUCUCCAGCCCUACCAUGAAAAACAAGCCGGUUCAGAUUCGUCCAUGGAACCUCAGUGACUCUGACUUUGUGAUGGAUGGUUCCCAGCCCCUUGACCCCAGGAAGACCAUCUUUGUGGGCGGGGUACCGAGGCCUCUACGAGCAGUGGAGCUAGCCAUGAUCAUGGACAGACUGUAUGGGGGUGUCUGCUAUGCGGGUAUUGACACGGACCCAGAACUGAAGUACCCCAAGGGCGCUGGGCGGGUGGCAUUCUCUAAUCAGCAGAGCUACAUAGCAGCUAUUAGUGCCAGAUUUGUGCAGUUGCAGCAUGGUGACAUUGAUAAGAGAGUCGAGGUGAAGCCAUAUGUACUAGAUGACCAGAUGUGCGAUGAAUGCCAGGGUGCCCGAUGCGGAGGCAAGUUUGCGCCAUUCUUCUGCGCAAAUGUCACCUGCCUCCAGUAUUACUGCGAGAACUGCUGGGCCCAGAUCCACGCUAGGCCAGGAAGGGAGUUCCACAAACCCCUCGUGAAGGAAGGGGCUGACCGGCCCCGUGCUGUGCCCUUCAGGUGGUGUUAAAGAGGCUUGUGUUAGGCUGACUUGAAG
Messenger RNA from Dreissena polymorpha, 1113 nucleotides. RefSeq names its product cytoplasmic polyadenylation element-binding protein 2-like. The record is from RefSeq and is a predicted model, not a curated record. NCBI's taxonomy places the organism in Eukaryota, Metazoa, Mollusca, Bivalvia, Myida, Dreissenidae. Gene Ontology annotation, biological process: negative regulation of cytoplasmic translation. Gene Ontology annotation, cellular component: nucleus; neuron projection; synapse. The transcript is spliced from 8 exons. Gene Ontology annotation, molecular function: mRNA regulatory element binding translation repressor activity; mRNA 3'-UTR binding; ribosome binding. The coding region runs from base 16 to 1086 and encodes 356 amino acids.